Messenger RNA from Paecilomyces variotii, 2415 nucleotides. RefSeq names its product transcriptional regulatory protein GAL4. Bases 1 to 2415 code for a protein of 804 amino acids. Gene Ontology annotation, biological process: DNA-templated transcription; positive regulation of transcription from RNA polymerase II promoter by galactose. The record is from RefSeq and is a predicted model, not a curated record. Gene Ontology annotation, cellular component: nucleus. Gene Ontology annotation, molecular function: RNA polymerase II cis-regulatory region sequence-specific DNA binding; DNA-binding transcription factor activity, RNA polymerase II-specific; zinc ion binding. The transcript is spliced from 9 exons. Lineage: Eukaryota; Fungi; Ascomycota; Eurotiomycetes; Eurotiales; Thermoascaceae.
AUGAUUCCAUCGUCGUCUGCGAAGCGGGACAACAGCGACAGCCCUAGCCCGGGCAGACAGGAAACAUCCCCUGGUUUCCGACAUCCCCAGCCCGAUCGCAGCAGCAGCACCACCAGCUCAGCCCAUCCCAGCAAGAGGAGGAGAGUCGCGUUGGCCUGCAGCACGUGUCGCAAUCGCAAGUCACGUUGCGAUGGCAGCCGUCCCAAGUGUUCGUUGUGCAGCGAGCUGGGGUGCGAUUGUGUCUAUCAGCAGGUCGGGUCUUCGUCUAACCUGACCGUCGGGAAAGAUUACGUCGCGCAAUUGGAACAUCGAAUCGAGAGCAUCGAGGAAUUCAUCCGACCCUUGCGCCAGGCUCGCGCCGCCAAUGAGCCUGACAAGGCUUAUUCCGUGCAAAAUGGGGCAAGCUACACGCCAGAUGACACCAGCCACUGUACGAGGGAAAGUGAUUCCGUCGCGCAUGUCACCUCCCAAUCGGUCAAUCCUAAUGCAGGUGAGAUGGGGGAGGUGGAUGUUUCUGAGAACUCGAUAGAUGGCAUGGGUGCGAUCAAGUUCACCGAUGAGGAAGACUGCGGUUUCUUUGGCCCAUCUUCCAAUAUCGCUUUCAUGCGUCACAUCUCACGGGCCAUAGCUCGAGGGAACACGAGGAAUCCCUAUGGCCCUGCACUAUCGCCCUACGACAGAUUCGGCGGCGGCAUGAUGAGCGUCUCACGCGCGCAACCAACGACGGACAAUCUCGGCAGAAGACGCAGCGGCAACGCUGCCGAGGGAGUGAAUAUCUACGCCUUACCCCCCGAGGCCCGCACGUGGAAUCUGAUCAGGAAAUAUUUCCUGAAGACCGGGCAGCUGUUGCCGUUCAUUCACGAGCAAUCAUUCUGUGAGACGUACUUUCAGAUGAAGAGAGAUAAUUUUACCAAAGUCCGCAGGACGUGGCUUGGCCUGCUGAAUAUCAUCUUGGCCAUAGCGACGAGUCUUUCCACGGAAGGCGACCUGCCGGCUGAGAAGAGGAUCGAGGAGUCAGACAUCUAUUACCAGAGAGCCAAUGGACUCUGUGAUAGGGAAUCCCGACGGAAUACGAGUCUUGAGAUGGUACAAUACCUCCUUAUAUUAGGACAGUAUCUGCAAGGAACGCAGAAAUCGGUACAAGCGUGGACCACCCAUGGACUCGCGGUUAUCGCUGCCUUUCAGCUUGGUCUUCAUUCUCCGGAUGCCAAUCAGGGCUUCUCCUCGCUGGAACGAGAGAUAAGGAAGCGGACCUGGUUUGGCUGUAUUAUGCUUGAUCGAACUCUUAGUAUGACAUUUGGUCGACCCUGCAUGAUCCCCGAAUCCUACGUCAAGUUGGGUAUGCCAGUCAAGGAUAUGCAAAUGCUGGGCCCUACACUGCAGAUCGAACCAGGUCCGCAGAGAGACGCCUAUUUCUUCACUGCUGCCAUAAAACUUUACGUCGUCAUGUAUAACGUCAUUGACAAAUGCUACGGACAGAACUUGGGAUUCGAGCAUGCUCCGACAACCGUUCAUGUGGUAUCUCAAGUUCUCGAAGGCGAGCAUCAAUUGGAAGAGUGGCGAAUACAGCUACUGCCCACGUUAGGACUGAAAAUCUCACACAAGCCGUUCACGCCAGAAGAUGCCGAAAGGAUGGAUCCAAACAACGUCAUCGCGGAGCGAUUCAACAUUGUCUUGUUGCUGCGCUAUCACAACCUCCGCAUUCUGCUCCACCGGAAGUUCCUGGAGAAAUUCCUCGACGCCUACGGAGCAAGCGACAGCGGAAACGAGGAGAAGAAACUCCUACAACAGGUAGGAAUCAGCAGCGUGCACAACUGCGUUGAAUCCGCUAUCAUGAUAAUAUCGACCGUUCAUACCCUCGCGUCAUCACCAGGAUGGAAGAGGGAACUGUUAGGAGCGUGGAACUAUUCUCUAUACUACACAUUCAAUGCCGGACUCGUCAUCUUCGGAGCGCUACUCGUCUCCUCCAAAGAAAGUAUCCACGACCCGUCUCAAUGGAGCAUCGUCGACCGAGCUCGCCCUUAUCUAGACAUAGCUGUCGAUGCGCUGAAGCGGCUCGACAGCGGAAACCGCGUCAUCGAGCGCUGCGUCGAAUACCUCUCUCAAAUUUCAGUCGUACUGAUGGCUCUGACUUCCAACGGCCCAAUCCCCAACACCAGUUCGGGCAUGUACCCUCCCAGCUACGGCCCCAAUCUAGGCGCCACACCCACUUCUCAAAGCAUGUCAAAUAUGCCGGGCCGAUAUAAUUUCAACAACCAAUCCCCCGUGGGCGUAGACCUCGGAGAAUUCAUGAUCGAUUCCGACUUGGAUUUCCUAGGGAAGUUGUUUGAUUUGAACCGAAAUGUCGUGGAUGCGCAUGGUUUAGAUAGUGCCGAGCCAACGGAUGCGCAGAGGGGUUCUUUCAGUGUUGGAUAA